Pseudopodoces humilis (Tibetan ground-tit) is the source of this 1679-nucleotide messenger RNA. It is a transcript of the gene ESRRB, whose product is annotated as estrogen related receptor beta. The record is from RefSeq and is a predicted model, not a curated record. Lineage: Eukaryota; Metazoa; Chordata; Aves; Passeriformes; Paridae. Gene Ontology annotation, cellular component: nucleus. Gene Ontology annotation, molecular function: zinc ion binding; sequence-specific DNA binding; nuclear steroid receptor activity. Gene Ontology annotation, biological process: regulation of DNA-templated transcription.
UCGGCUGGUGCAGGCAGAACCAAAAGAUAUUUAAUCAGCAAUUAGAAACACCUGAGGGCAAGGGAAAUUCUACUCCAGCCUCGAACCUCAUCUCUCAGCCUGCAGCAUGCUGCUCGGCAGAAUGGCCACGGAGGAGCGGCACCUCUCCUCCAGCUGUGGGUCCUUCAUCAAGACCGAGCCCUCCAGCCCAUCUUCUGGCAUCGAUGCCAUCAGCCACCACAGCCCAAGCGGCUCCUCCGACGCUAGCGGUGGCUACGGCAUCGCCAUGGGCGGCCACCCCAAUGGCCUAGACUCGCCACCCAUGUUCAAUGGCACGGGGAUUGGCGGCGGGUCCUGCCGUAAGCGUUACGACGACUGUGCCAGCGCCAUCAUGGAGGACUCACCCACCAAGUGCGAGUACAUGCUCAACGCAAUCCCCAAGCGGCUGUGCCUGGUGUGUGGGGACAUUGCUUCUGGGUACCACUACGGCGUGGCUUCCUGUGAGGCAUGUAAAGCCUUCUUCAAGAGGACUAUUCAAGGGAAUAUUGAAUACAGCUGCCCGGCCACCAAUGAGUGUGAGAUCACGAAACGGAGGCGCAAGUCCUGUCAGGCCUGUCGCUUCAUGAAAUGCCUCAAAGUGGGGAUGCUAAAAGAAGGUGUUCGUCUGGAUCGAGUCCGUGGAGGCCGUCAGAAAUACAAAAGGAGACUGGAUUCUGAGAGCAGCACUUACCUGAGCUUACAGAUCCCUCCCCCAGCUAAAAAGCCAUUGACUAAGAUCGUGUCCCACUUGCUGGUGGCUGAGCCAGAGAAGAUUUAUGCCAUGCCUGAUCCAACCAUGCCGGAGAGUGACAUCAAAGCCCUGACAACCCUCUGUGACCUGGCAGACAGGGAACUGGUGGUGAUCAUUGGCUGGGCAAAGCACAUCCCAGGGUUCUCCAACCUCUCCCUUGGAGACCAGAUGAGCCUUCUGCAGAGUGCCUGGAUGGAAAUUCUCAUCCUGGGCAUUGUGUACCGCUCCCUGCCGUAUGAGGACAAGCUGGUCUAUGCUGAGGAUUACAUAAUGGAUGAAGAGCACUCUCGUCUGACAGGGCUGCUGGAGCUCUACCUGGCCAUCCUACAACUGGUGCGCCGCUAUAAGAAGCUCAAAGUGGAAAAGGAGGAGUUUGUCACGCUCAAAGCUCUGGCCCUCGCCAACUCAGACUCCAUGCACAUAGAAGACAUGGAUGCAGUGCAGAAACUCCAGGACCUUCUCCACGAAGCCCUGCAGGACUACGAGCUGAGUCAGCGCAAUGAGGAGCCCCGGCGAGCAGGCAAGCUGCUCCUGACCUUGCCUCUCCUGCGGCAGACAGCUGCUAAAGCUGUGCAGCACUUCUACAGCAUCAAACUACAGGGCAAGGUUCCCAUGCAUAAACUCUUCCUAGAAAUGCUAGAGGCAAAGGUCUGACAGCCCCAGCACCAGCUGACAGUGGCCGGGGAACAAACUAGAAACAAAGAUGCAGACAACGGAGCAAUCCAAACAGCAGCAGCAGCCACCGCCGGCUUUUAUCUCCAAUCAUUUAUUAUGGAAGAAUUAUUUAAUGUCUAUCUGUCGGCGUGACUGCAGAAUCUUGUGUACAGGAGGGGGGAAACUUUUAAUCAGUCACCUGUUUCUCUUUUUUUUGUUGUUUUCUCUGUGGGAAAUACCAGAUUAUGCUCUUGCA